This is a messenger RNA of Quercus robur (English oak), 1215 nucleotides long. Its product is annotated as pectinesterase inhibitor-like. Bases 228 to 1067 code for a protein of 279 amino acids. The record is from RefSeq and is a predicted model, not a curated record. Gene Ontology annotation, molecular function: enzyme inhibitor activity. The transcript has a single exon. NCBI's taxonomy places the organism in Eukaryota, Viridiplantae, Streptophyta, Magnoliopsida, Fagales, Fagaceae.
UCCAUACGAAACUGGUAUAACCUACAAUCCUAUUUUCAGUAAAGUUUGUAUGACAAUCCUAAUUCCAUGCAUAACGAUCCUCCUUCUAAAACCCCACGUCCCACCCAUCAUUUGCUCCAUUCCUUAAAGUAUCCUCUUUGCUUUCCCCCAAGAGAACAUUAUUUGCUCCAUUCUUUAAAGUAUCCUCCUUUGUCUCUCCUCUUUGCUUUCCUCCAAGAGAAAGGGCAAUGGAAGUCAUCAACCACAUUCUCCUCUUCAUCUCCCUUUCUUCCCUUCUCCUCUCAGCAAAUGCUGUUUGCGUACCUCGCAAGCACAGUGACUUUGCUGUCUCCACCAAUCCAUCCUCAGCCCCCGCCUUGCAUCAUGCAGAUGUCUCAGUUCCAUCCACGUCGGGUGUCUCCAGUUCAGUUGAAGCUAGAUUGCCUCAUGCAGAUGUCUCAGCUGCGUUGGGUGUUUCCGGUUCAGUUGAAGCUAAAUUGCCCCAUGCAGAUGUCUCAGCUGAAGUUAAAUUGCCUCAUGCAGAUGUCUCAGCUGCAGCGGGUGUCUCUGGUUCAGUUGAAGCUAAAGUGUCCGGUUCAUUCUCCCCCAUUUUGCACACUCCACCAACUGCAAAUGUUAAUCCUGCUGUCCACAAAGUUUGUGGCAUAACUAAAGACCCUGUCGUUUGUGCCACCACCAUCAUUCCAUUCCUUAGUGGAGAGUUUGACCCAGCUUCCAUCCUCGUGUCCGAGAUUCAAGCAGCUAUAAGCUUCACCAAUAAAACCAUUGCUAAGGCAAACGAACUUGCUACACACCAUUCCACAUCCAACUUCGAGUCCCAGUGCAUAGAACAAUGCCAAGAAAACUACGACAGUGCCCUCAACAAUUUUCAAACUGCCUUGGUCGCCAUUAAAGCACAUGAUGCUGGCCGUUUAAAUAGUGUGCUUAGUGCUGCUAUUACUGAUGCUGACACUUGUAAUGAUGGUUUUAGCGAUGCUGGGAUACCCGGGUCACUUUUGAGUGAGGCCAAUGCCUACAUUCAUUUGUUGGGUGCCAUUUGCUUGGACAUAUCUACGUUGCUCCAUUAAGCCAAUUCAUCAGGAGAUCGUGUUUUUCUAUUGCUGGUCAUUCAUUAUUUAUGGCUUAUGUUUGUUCUUAUCAUUGCAGUGCUACCUAAGAAGGAGAAUUAUAUUGGUAAAUGAAUACUUUAAUAUAAUCUUCCUAUUGAUAGUACUA